AUGGCCAUGAACAUUCAUGCCGAAAAGACCUUUGAAAUUCCUUUGAGAAAGAGAGCCUACGAUGAUGCUCGUGCUGCCUCUGUCAAACUCUCCAAGAUGAGAAGCAUUCAAACACAAAACAAACUUCGUUCCUUGUUGUACUCUGCCACACGAUUGGCCACCACAAAGCCAUCCCUCAAGGUUGGUGCCACUCCAAUUGUUCCAUUGAAGGACUAUGAUGAUGUCGAAUAUUAUGGAGAAAUUACCAUUGGUACUCCUGCUCAAACUUUCAAAGUUGUUUUUGAUACUGGAAGCUCCAACUUGUGGGUUCCUAGUGUUGCCUGUAAGGAUUUGAGUUGUGUUAGACAUGCUAGAUAUAAUCAUACCAAGUCUUCUACCUAUGUUCCAAAUGGACAAUCAUUCAAUAUUACUUAUGGUACUGGUGCUGUUAAGGGUAUUUUGUCAAGUGAUACCGUUGUUGUUGGUGGAUUGGCUAUUAAGGGUCAAGUUUUUGGUGAAACUACCAAUGAAUAUACUGAUACUUUCUUGAAUGCCAAGAUUGAUGGUAUUUGUGGAUUUGCUUUCCCAAAUAUUGCUGUUGAUGGUGUUACUCCAGUUUUCAACAACUUGAUGAAGCAACGUCUCGUUGAUAAGAACAUUUUCUCCUUCUACAUGUCUAAGAAGGCUGGAAGUGGUGCUUCUGCAAUGAUUUUGGGUGGAAUCAAUUCUAAAUAUUAUACUGGUUCUUUUAGCUAUGUUCCAUUGAUUCAACAUAAUUAUUGGAGUAUUGCUUUGGAUGAUAUUGCAAUGAAUGGACAAGGACAAAGUUUGUGUGGAUUUGGAUGUAUGGCCAUUGUUGAUACUGGUACUAGUUUGAUUGCUGGAACACCAGAUGUUAUGCAACCAAUUAUUAAUCAACUUAAUGUUGCUGAAGAUUGUUCUAAUAUUGAUUCUAAUCCAAAUGUUUCAUUUGUCAUUGGUGGAAAGCAAUAUCUUUUGACUCCAAGAGACUAUGUCAUUAAGAUUACCUCUCAAGGACAAACUCAAUGUUUCCCAGGUUUCCAAACUAUGGAUAUGGGUACUAAUGGAUUCGUCAUCCUUGGUGAUGUUUUCAUCUCCACUUAUUACACUGUCUUUGAUUAUGAAGGUUCUAGAGUUGGAUUUGCCAAGUCAAAUCAAAACCUUUAAAUUAAAAGAUUAAUAUUUCACAAUAAUUUCGUAUUCAUUAUUAGAAUCUUCUACUUUCUCUGUUGACAAUAUCUGAACCAAGUGUCAUUUAUGACCAUAUCUCGCAC
This is a messenger RNA of Naegleria gruberi, 1274 nucleotides long. RefSeq lists its product as uncharacterized. The record is from RefSeq and is a predicted model, not a curated record. Gene Ontology annotation, molecular function: aspartic-type endopeptidase activity. Lineage: Eukaryota; Heterolobosea; Eutetramitea; Acrasida; Naegleriidae. The transcript has 3 exons. The coding region runs from base 1 to 1167 and encodes 388 amino acids. Gene Ontology annotation, biological process: proteolysis.